Molecule: messenger RNA, 276 nt
Organism: Echinops telfairi (small Madagascar hedgehog)
Lineage: Eukaryota; Metazoa; Chordata; Mammalia; Afrosoricida; Tenrecidae
Product: 5'-deoxynucleotidase HDDC2-like
Exons: 2
Coding region: 12-236 (74 amino acids)
Cellular component (GO): cytoplasm
Molecular function (GO): 5'-deoxynucleotidase activity
Source: RefSeq, a predicted model, not a curated record
CCGGUGGCGCGAUGGCCUCGGUCUCCUCCGCCGUCGCCUCGGCCCGCGGGGCCCGGGACCUGCUGCACUUCCUGCGGCUGGUGGGGCAGCUCAAGAGGGUCCCACGGACCGGCUGGGUGUACAGAAAUGUAGAGAAGCCAGAGAGUGUGUCCGAUCACAUGUACAGGAUGGCAGUUAUGGCUCUGGUGACCAAAGAUGACCAGCUUAACAAAGACCGGAAAAUUCAGUCACCCUGAAGUAGUCCAGCUGGUUUCUGAACUUGAGGCAGAAAGGAAC